GUAAUGUGGGUAUGAUGUCAUUGAUAGGCAACACCUAUGUCCUAGUGAAAAUUGCUUAUUUUUCUGGAUUUAAACAUUCUUGGAAACAUUUGGGAUGAUGUAAGUAUGCAAGUCUACAAAAUAUAUAACAAUGUUCUAGUGGUUUUUGGAUAUUUUAAUCUAAAAAUCUUACAUAUUGUACCUUUAAAUUAAUUUAAAACUAUUUGGUGGCCAUUUUAGUUUAGUUAGUUUAGGAGUCAUGCAAAUGUAUUUUAGUUUAGUUUCAGGUUUUUUUUUUUUUUUUUCAAUUAUUAAUUUUUCUAUUGUUUAAAUUUGGUUUUCCUUUCUGAUUUAACCAUUAAUUAAAACUGCCAACUUGAUCAUGAAUCCCUUAUACAGUAUUUUGCUGCUGAUGUUGCUUAUAUUGUCUUUCCAGGUUUUAGAGGAUGUGUGGAAUACAUCAAAUUCAAUGGCCACCUCCUAUCCUUCAGUGGCUACAAUGAGAUAGUCCAGGCCAGCUCCAGCCCAUCUGUCUUCCAAACCUUCUGCGUUUCUCCAAACCGCUGUGUUCUGACUCCAUGCCUCGAGGAUUCCUGUCUAUCUGAGCCCUGCUGGAAUGAUAGUAACUGUGGAUCUUCUUCCAAAGACGACUACUGGUGCAUUUGUCUUACACAACGUGUCUGGGUCUUCAUGUGGAUCCUGCUCAUCUGACGUCGUCCACAGCGAGGCCUGUUCUCAAACACAAAACACUGUCCCCUUAUGGAUUGUAGCCAUCGUUCUUCCCGUCAUCCUCAUUCUGCUGAUCCUGGUACUAUGUAUUGUCCUCAGGAGACAAGGCAAACUAUGUGAGGGAGAAAAGAAGAGUCAUGUCUACCUCAUGCCACCAAGCAAACAGCACGGAACGGAUAACCUGGCAUUUAGUUUAGGUCCUGCUGAUGAGUCUCAUCGGAAUGUCUCAAAUGAGGCCAGCAAGCAACCGGAUUUGAUAAAACCAAGAGAUUCGACUCAAGGAGUGGAAAGUUGUACUGAAAGUGGGCCUUCUUGUCAUGUCUCAGGUUUUGGUGGGAGUGAACUGGAGUACUAUGAGAUUGACAGCACAUACUCAGAUGUGAAGACCCCACAGCUGAAGAAGGAGGAUGAACGUGGAGAUCAGGUGAAUGGCAAUCCAAAAUUAUCUCAAUCCAUCAUGCAACCUCAAACUAAUCAUGAUCCAUCUUUUAAACUUCACCAGACAACGCCUAGAGCCGAUUUUCACCAGUGGCAACGUCAAUCCCAACUGUUCUUCAAGAGGAAACUGGCUCCUGAUCUGACAGGCCCUCCACAGCACCUCUCAGCAGAUGAAGUUGAGAAGCUGAACGCCCCACGGGACCACAAGGGAUACCCUCAUCACAAUUUCAGAGAGUGUCCCAUAAAGCCAUGCAGAAGCGGGGCAACAGAGACGUCAUCGGAGAGUGAAAGUCAUUGCUCCUUCACCGGCUCAGAGUUUGAUUGUGAGAGAGAACUGUCCCUCAUCAGCUCACAAGACAAAGAUGAACAUCCACCUGAAGAUAGGUCCAGAGGACAGUUUAUACUAACGGCCCCUUCACCCUUCAAAGACGUGGUCACAUCCCCCUCCGUCCACAGUCUCCACAACAUCUCUGUCUCCGGCGGGAUCCAGCAGCUAGAGAACAUCCUAAAUCUAGGCAUUCACUUUAACACCUAUGCAGAUGUGUUUGAGGACAUAGCCAGCUUACCGACCAAUCAGCUAACUGACUGUGAUUUUCAUAGUGAUCAAGAGGAAAUCAUUUGAAAGUAUGUUAAAAACACAAUUCACAGUUCUUUUAAAACUCCUUUGUUAUUUAAUCAAUGUACUUGUACUUUAUAUGGUUGACCAGUGAAAUACUGGUGAAUCAUUUAUUCUUUAAUAACUUACUUUAAUAAAACUAUUAUUUAUAAUAUAUGGAAGGUUUAUGUUAAUGUAUAUAUCUUUUAUCUCUGUGUAUAACCAGGGAUAUCACUAGGCUUAUCUUAGGGGGGACUUUACUUGUAGCUGAACUUGAUCAAAAAUAACAUAAUUUUGAUAGGUUUUACCCACUGUUACUCUAAUAGUACAUGAAUGAAAAUGUUGGGGGGCUAAAUCCUUGGGAAGACCCCCCUAAAACAGUCCCCAUCCAUAUCUCUAGUGACUUCCCUGUGUAUAACAGUGUUUGAGGAGUGUAAUAACAUUGUUACAUUAGUGCCAUCUGUUGACAGAUAUCUAACAUUACAUCUGCUUAUAUCCUACACAGAGUGCAAGUUUCAAUACUAAAGGUCAGUUCUUGUCUGAUUCUUCACUUUUUUUUAUGGAGCUGAACUAUGAAUUUUGUAACCAUUAUUAAAAUUGUCAAAGAGGAGGUGAAAUGUGUUUUUAUAUGGAAUGAAAUUAGUGCAUGUUGCAGCUGGGUAUCUGUUUGCUCUACAUUUUAUUUACAUGCUAAUGCAUAUUCAUGAAAAAUGGAAAAAAGCUGGCCUAACUGUCAGACUUUUCACUCCAGUUAAUAUUUCUCAAGGUGAAUUUAUUU
Messenger RNA from Megalobrama amblycephala (Wuchang bream), 2519 nucleotides. Its product is annotated as protocadherin Fat 4-like. Bases 596 to 1768 code for a protein of 390 amino acids. Lineage: Eukaryota; Metazoa; Chordata; Actinopteri; Cypriniformes; Xenocyprididae. The transcript has 2 exons. The record is from RefSeq and is a predicted model, not a curated record.